GUACGUUUGAACUCAUACAUUUGCACCCGUAUAUCCGCUGGUUCAAUCUAUAUGAGGGUGCUAAAAUCCAGGGUUAGUAUGGGUUCAAAUAUCCGUAAAAAAAUUCUAUAGGUGCAAUUGUCGUGGAUUCAAAUUAAGGGUUCAAAUGUAAGUGGGUUCAAAUGUAAUGAAACCGUUUGACUGCGGUACAGUACCUGAUCCGGUAACACAGAAGUGACUCGGAUCACGUGAUAUUUCAAUUGGUGUUUAAACAUAAUCAAGAAGAAAGGAUCAUUGUCACAGGACCUGAAAAAGCUAUGACAGUCCCUGUACUGUCACGGUACCUCGAUACAUGUACUGGUAAGUCACCGCAUAUGAUUUUUAGGGAAUUGCUUCGCGUGUCCAUAUAUUUGAGCAUUGCUCUCUUGUUUCAGAAAUGGAAUGUUAAUUUUAUUUAUCAGUAAUGUUUCAUUUAUCAGUAAUUUGGCCUCGUACCCUAUCACACUAGAGACAAUUAUUAUGGUGUCGGGUUUCCUGGUGCCAUACCGUUUUACUACGAAUUUGAAUUUCUUGUUUUCAAAUUCAAUUCACUGUCCAAUCUACUUGCGUGAUAAGCGUACACAAACUGCCUUUGACUAAAAUUCCACGUAAUUCAAAAAUUCUUUAAUCGCGUCAUAAUACAUUUUACAUAACAUGAAUGGCAUAAUAUUAUGACACCAUUAUCAAUUUUCAAGGCGGCACUGUUGAAAAGUGUCUCACAAAUGGUAUAGCCUAGCCUAGGGCUAUCGCAUCGUCUAAAUCCGACCCUGAUUGCAGUGGAAGGGUCUUAUUACAACAACUAAAUAGCAAUAAUGAAAACUUGAGAGCUGUUCACCGUUGGCGCUGACAGAGGCAGCUAAUAUGGAGAGAACACAUUUUGUAAUAUCGUUUCAAUAAUCCUUCCCCCUGAUGGAAUUUGAAUGGGAAUAGUAAUCGCGAUGAGGGGGAUUCUUUGGCACUAAUGGCUAUCACGCACACUAGAUAAAAAAAAUCUGAUCAAAUGAAAUGGGAGGAACUUGUAACGCAAAUGCGGAUUUCAAAUUGCGCUCAGUGAUAGUUGUGGGGUGAUGUCCCAUCAGUGUAAAAACUAGUCGGUAUCAGGAAGUCUUGCAUGUUUUGUCGAAGACUUAUAUUGACGGUAUUUCACGUAGUGGCGAAACAUAUGAUCUAAUGGGCUUUAGCGAAAUGUUUUUACUUUUAAAUGUAAGAUAAAAUUGUCCAUUUUUAUAAUGUGUAUAAAAGCGAUCGCAACAAAUUAGCAAAACAAAGAUCGGAUUACGGUUGCUGAAUUUUGUUUCACUGAAAGUUGGGAAGCUUCAGGCUACAUUUUGUUAUAGUAGUCAUGCGUAUAUAGGUUUUGAACCGCAAGUGUUUUAUCAUCUAUGUCUAUGUCGUUAUGAGAGAAAAAUUCACUGACCAAUGUUCAAAUACAGUAGCAUAUGAAAUAGUCAUAUUUGUUCCUGAGAUUUCUGUUUGCUGAGUUGAAUAAAGAGAUAUUGUUCGUGAUACUAAAUAUUUUAAAGCACAGAAAAGUUAAUCCUGCCAUGAGAAAUGAGUUUCCUGCCUAACCUCUUCUUAAUUUUGUCUGUUCUGCUGAUUGGCCUAAAUUUCGAUCCCAUUGUGCGACAGGAGCCUGAUGCCGUAUACGAUUUUAUUGUCGUUGGAUCUGGGCCUGGAGGAGCAACAGUGGCUAGUAGAUUAUCAGAGAUCCCAGAUGUGAAAAUUUUACUGCUGGAAGCUGGAGAAAGCGAUUUAAAUAAUCCGCAAAUACAGAUCCCAACUCGAGCGUAUGAACUUGACCAAACUGAUAUAGACUGGAAAUAUGAAACCGAAGCAAUCUCACAACCACCAUUUUCUGACCGGAGUUUUCAAAUGCCAAGAGGAAAAACCCUUGGAGGUACGAGUUCAAUAAACUACAACGUCUAUAUGAGAGGUUCACCGCAUGAUUUUGAUUCCUGGGAAGACUCGGGAGCUGCAGGAUGGGGAUGGAAUAAUGUUGAACCUUAUUUUCGUAAAGUGGAAAACGCAACAAUGGAUGAAAUGUCCGCUAAUUUAGGAAGAAAUGGAAAUUUAAAAUUAUCUAGAAAUCACAAUAAGCCAUCCGUAGCCUGGACUUUUAUAAAAAACGCGGCUUCCGAACUAGGUAUAAAAACAACUGAUUACAAUGAUGAUAUGUUGGGAAUCAGUCCAGUAACAUUCACGAUACACGAAGGAAUAAGACAGAAUUCGGUGACUGCAUAUAUACGGCCAAUACAUAAAGAGCGGCAAAACAGACUACACAUUGUAACAGGGGCUCUAGUUUCGAAAGUUCUGAUAGACAAUGAUUCUCAAUUCGGUCCUAAAGCAUAUGGGGUUGAGUAUUUAAAAAACGGCAAAUAUCACACCGUACGAGCCCGCAAAGAAGUUAUUAUUUCAGCUGGAGCGAUAGGAACGCCGCAAAUUCUACUAUUGUCCGGCAUUGGCCCAAAAAAUGACUUACGAGAUCUAGAAAUUCCAGUGAUCAAGGACCUACCGGGAGUUGGUUUGAACUUGGAAAAUCAUUUGUCAAUUAAUGCUAACUUUAUGACGAAUCUAACCAAUCCACCACCGGAGAUGGAACCUGUUGUACAGUAUAUACUGAACGGAAACGGACCUAUGAGUAUGUUUCCAUACUCUGCUGUUUUUGUAAAACUACCCCUGAAUGGCACGUCGACAAGCUUAAAUGAAAGAAGACGUCUGUUCCCUGAUAUCCUGCUUUUUGUUCAAGAAAGUCCAGCGUUACCAACUCUUCUCUACCUUGCCAUGUUAUUGCAUCCUAAAUCAAAAGGCAAGAUCACAUUGCGAUCGAAAGAUAUACAGGAUUAUCCAGUCAUCAACCCAAACUAUUUGGAGCAUGGAGAUGAUUUGCAAGUUCUCAAAGAAGCCUAUCGUUUGAUGGAAAAAUUCGAGAUGACGGCUGCAUUUCAAAAAGCAGGAGCUCGAGUGAUGAUGCCUUCCAUCUGCAAUGUAACAGAAAACAAAUAUGCUCCAAGAAGUGACCGUUUUUAUAAUUGCCUUAUUUGGGAAACAAGUGGCUCCGAGCAUCACCAAUGUUGCACUGCCAAAAUGGGAUCGAGCUCUGAUGAAUAUGCUGUAGUGGAUUCGAAACUGAGAGUGAUUGGUGUUAAAGGUCUCCGCGUGGUUGAUGCUUCAGUGUUUCCACAUCAAACAUCGUCAAAUACUCAGGCAUCAGUGUAUAUGGUCGCUGAAAAGGCAGCAGAUUUGAUAAAACAGACAUGGCAACUUCGAACACUUUAACAACAUAUUUACGAAUACUAUACUUUGUAUAUACACUUAUUCCUGCGUAUGCGACUAGCAUCAGAGUAGGCAAUCAAUUUGCUUUUUAAAAAAUCUAAAAAUCAAAAACGAAAAUUCGA
This is a messenger RNA of Styela clava, 3413 nucleotides long. Lineage: Eukaryota; Metazoa; Chordata; Ascidiacea; Stolidobranchia; Styelidae. The record is from RefSeq and is a predicted model, not a curated record.